Messenger RNA from Brassica napus (rape), 1440 nucleotides. Its product is annotated as putative F-box protein At2g33200. The transcript has a single exon. The record is from RefSeq and is a predicted model, not a curated record. NCBI's taxonomy places the organism in Eukaryota, Viridiplantae, Streptophyta, Magnoliopsida, Brassicales, Brassicaceae. Gene Ontology annotation, molecular function: protein binding. The coding region runs from base 42 to 1130 and encodes 362 amino acids.
UCUCACUACGAAAUAAGCAUCAAACUGAAGAGACGACGACAAUGUCUAGAGCUCGGUAUGAUUGGUCCAAACUUUGCACCGAUCUUCUGCGAUCGAUCCUCGAAAGCUUACACCCUAAAGAUUUUCAUAGGGCAAGAACUGUCUGCUCAAGCUGGUACUCUGUCUCCACAACAUGUAUACGACCUCUCUAUCCAUGGCGAAUCCUAUUCCGUAAGUCUUCUACUCUGUUAUUCGAUCCCGAACAAGACAAAACUAUCGAAACCGAACACCCGGGAACCGACUUCUCGAAACACUGUCUCAUCGCUAGUUGCAGCAACUGGCUCUUGAUCAUUGAUCCUCGUCUAGAUUUGUAUCUUUUGAAUGUGUUCACUUGCGAAAGGAUCAAUCUUCCAUCGAUGGAGUCAUUGCUUCUACGUAACGCUAGCUUUUAUGGUAACACAACCUCUUCGAAUAUAUCUGCUUGUCUUUCGAUGAACGAGAGAACAAGGGAUUAUGUUGUAGCCUGGAGUUACAAAGAACACUACUUGUUCUCGUACAAGAAAGGAGAUGAUUCCUGGUGUGAGCAUAAAGGCACACGGUGUAAGUCCUUGGCGUAUAAGAACAACAAGCUUUACGUGUAUACAUCUGAUGAUUACGUCAAGAUUCUUGGUUUAUCUGGAGAUUCCCCUAAUGAGAUCGUGGAAGGGAACCCUUAUCGUAAUCAUAGGUUUCGCUUUGUUUUGCAACCUGGGGAACAUGUGUGGAAGAAGAAAGUAGCGAUUACCAACUCCGGAGAGGUUUUGAUUGUUCUGAGCUUAAGAGGGUUACAUGAGCAACGUUUGUUUUGCAUCUUUAAGAUGAAUGUCGAAAGUGGUAACUGGGAAAGAGUUGAUUCUCUUGGUGGUGAGAUGUUGAUGUUUGGUUAUGGAGUCACAAUAAGAUCUCCGAUCAAAGAGAUUGACGGUCAGGGAAUCAAGAGUGACUCAAUCUGUUUCAUUGAUUAUGAUCUUUGGCCUGCUGCAGGUUAUUUUCGUCCCAACAGACAAAUUUAUUGCGGUAUUUUCGAUCUUGCGUCGAGUACAAUCACAUGGCCUAAAAUAUCAGAUGCUUCAGUCUUGAAGAGCUUCUGGUUUGUUCCGGGAUAUGCUUAAGUCUUGGUCUGAAGAAUGGUUUCAACUUACGGUCUAGUCUUUAAAAAGACUCAGCAGCUAAACAAUGGGCUUCUCUUUUGUCUCGCUACUUUGUGGGUUUGAUUCUAGGUACGAGUUUGUUCAAGCACUUUGAUGCUUGUAGACUUUUAUUGAAUCGUUUUUAUAUUUGAUGCAAGUUUCAUCAACAAUGUGUUGUUUAACCUUUUUCAAACAAUGUGUCGUUUUUAUAUUUGCGGGUUUAUCAUUUGUUUAUGUAAGAAAAACAUGCGGCUUAGUCAUUGGUUGCAAGAAAACUUUUCAUUUUAUUGUU